CCGAUCCUGGCCCUGAUCCCGGUCCCGAUCCCAGUCCUAGCCCCGGUCCCUGUCGUCUUCCCGGUCCUGGUCUUGGUCCAGGUCCACGUUCUCGUCCCGAUCCCGAUCCUGGUUCUCAUCCCCGUCCUGGUCCUGGUCCUGGUCCUGGUCCUGGUCCUGGUCCAGGUCCCGAUCUUGGUCCUAGUCCCAGUCCCGGUCCUCCUGGUCCUGGUCUCACUCCUGAUCCUGGUCCGUGCCCUGAUCGCGAUCCCGAUCCUGGUCCUGAUCCUGGAUGGUGAUCCCGAUCCCUGUCCCGGCACUGCGGUGCCGCUGGUCCCGCAGCCCCCUCACGUCAGGGCCUGGGAGGGGGGUUCGUGCCUCCUCUGCCCCCCCCGGCUCGGAACGGGGGGUGGGUGAUGCCCCCGCAGGGUGGGAGGCCUGGUGGCGGGUCCUCUGCCCCCAAAAACGCUCCAGGAGGGGUCCAGGGCUGGGCACAGCCUGGGUGGUGGGUCCUGGUGACCCUCUAAGGGUGAGGUGUGGGGUCAGUCCUGCUGCCCCCCAGGGAGCUCCCGAGGGGGGCCAAGGCUGGGCUGGGGGGUCAGUGGUGCUGCUCCCCCCUCAAAAGGGGGUGCAGAGCCUGGUAGAGGGGCUGGUGGUGCCCUGAGGAGGAGCACGAGGUGGUGCUGCACACCUGCCCCGGGGCCAGGCCAGCCUGUGCCGCAGGGAUCAGCACAGUCCUGGCCAUCGUGUGCUCUCAGGGAAUCUGUGAGGCGGUGACAGAGAACAGGUGGGAGCAAAACUCUGCCAGGGGCCCCUGAAAAAGUGCAUUCUCUGUGUUUGAUAGGCAGAGAGAAACCAGGCCAGUGGCACCGCUCUGGAGGGUGGUGAUGUGCUCACAUCUCGCUUUGUUCUGCCCUGAUCAAAGCCACGCAGAUGGAUUUGUUCUGGUAACUUUCCGUUGUGUUGAGGUUUGGACACACCUUUGACAGGAUGUUGGGGUUUCUGAAGGAGCCUGUUGUGGUCACUGCAGAGAUCAACGUGAACCUCGUGGCCCUGACUGUGAUGGGAUUAAUAACUCGCCUUUGGGGGCUCUGUUAUCCACGGGCUGUGGUUUUUGAUGAAGUUUAUUAUGGCCAGUUCGUGUCACUCUACAUGAAGAGGAUCUUCUUUGUGGAUGACAGUGGCCCACCUUUUGGCCACAUGCUGCUGGCCUUGGGAGGUUACUUAGGAGGAUUUGAUGGAAACUUCUUAUGGAACAGGAUUGGAGCUGAAUACACCAUGAACGUUCCUGUGUGGUCCCUGCGGCUCCUGCCAGCCCUGGCUGGUGCUCUCUGUGUGCCUUUAGCCUACCAGAUCCUGGUGGAACUGCACUUCUCCCACUGUGCUGCACUUGGAGCUGCUCUUCUGAUCCUCUUAGAGAACUCUCUGAUCACUCAGUCAAGGUUCAUGCUCCUGGAAUCAAUAUUGAUUUUUUUUAUCCUACUUGCAGUUUUGUCCUACCUGAAGUUCUACAAUUUGCAGAGGCACAGAUCCUUCUCUGGAAGAUGGUGGUUUUGGCUCAUGCUGACUGGAGUAGCCUGUUCAUGUGCAGUUGGAGUGAAAUACAUGGGCCUGUUUACCUAUAUGCUGCUCUUGGCCAUUGCAGGGCUGCACUUCUGGCACAUGAUAGGAGACCAGACCUUGUCAAAUGUUUCCUUGCUGUGCCAUUUUCUAGCCCGGGGACUGGCCCUCCUCCUCAUCCCAGUGGUGAUGUACCUGUCCUUCUUCUAUGUCCACUUGGCUCUGCUGUAUUGCUCUGGGCCUCACGACCAGAUCAUGACAAGUGCUUUCCAAGCCAGCUUAGAGGGUGGGCUGGCUCGGAUCACUCAGGGCCAGCCCUUAGAGGUGGCCUAUGGCUCUCAGAUCACCCUGCGGAACGUGCUGGGCAAGCCCAUGCAGUGUUGGCUCCACUCUCACACGAACACUUAUCCCAUCAGGUAUGAGAAUGGCCGAGGGAGUUCCCAUCAACAGCAGGUGACCUGCUAUCCCUUCAAGGAUGUGAACAACUGGUGGAUUGUCAAAGAUCCUGGAAUGCAGCAGCUGGUGGUGAGUAACCCCCCCCGGCCCGUCAGGCAUGGACACAUUGUGCAGCUGGUCCACGGCAUCACAACCCGCUACCUCAACACGCAUGAUGUUGCUGCCCCUCUGAGCCCCCACUCCCAGGAAGUUUCCUGCUAUAUUGAUUAUAACAUCUCCAUGCCAGCACAGAACCUCUGGAGAGUGGAGAUUGUAAAUCGGGAGUCUGACACAGACGUGUGGAAGACAAUUCUGUCAGAAGUGAGGUUUGUUCAUGUCAACACCUCUGCAGUGCUAAAGCUCAGUGGAGCAUCUCUGCCCGAGUGGGGAUACCGGCAGCUGGAGGUGGUUGGAGAGAAGCUGUCCAAAGGCUACCACCAGAGCAUGCUGUGGAAUGUGGAAGAGCACAGAUACGGGAAAAGCCAAGAGCAAAAAGAGAGGGAAGUGGAACUCCACUCUCCCACACAGAUGGACAUCAGUAAAAACCUCAGCUUCAUGGCAAAGUUCACAGAAUUGCAGUGGAAAAUACUCACAUUAAAAAAUGAAGACACAGAACAUAAGUACAGCUCCUCUGCUCUGGACUGGAUCACAAUGGACACAAAUAUUGCCUACUGGCUCCACCCCACCUCUGGGGCCCAGAUCCACCUCCUUGGGAAUGUUGUCACCUGGGCUUCAGCUAAUGCUGCUGCUCUGGUCUACACGUGUCUGUCCCUGUGGUACUUGAUACGACGGAGGAGGAGGAUUUAUGACAUCCCUGAAGAUUCCUGGCAGCUCUGGGUGUCAGCUGGGGGUGUCUGUGGUGGAGGCUGGGUUGUGAACUACCUGCCCUUCUUCCUGAUGGAGAAAACACUUUUCCUGUACCACUACCUGCCUGCCCUCACAUUCCAGAUUCUCCUGAUUCCCGUCGUGUUGCAGCACCUCGGUGAUCAUCUCUGCAGGUCUGUGCUGCUCAAGAGCAUGUUCAGUGCACUGAUUGUAGCCUGGUUCUCCUCAGUGUACUUUGUCUACUGCACCUUCAGCCCCGUGACCUACGGGCAGCCCGCGCUGUCCAUGACGGAACUCAAGGACUUGCGCUGGAAGGACAGCUGGAACAUCCUCAUCCGAAAACAGUGACCGCUACAAUCGCGUUACAGCCAAAAGGAAACACCUUUUGUGCAAAGCCAAGGAUUUAUUGUUAGUGUAACUGAAAUCUUAACAGUCGGAUCAAGUAAUUGACAGUAGUCCAGAUCUAACGAUUACAGGAAAAGAGCACUGUUACAGAAAAGCUCUCAACAGGAAUACAUUUAUGAGCACAAUUCCCAGUUUCUGCCCCUGUUACAUUCACCCUUCCACUGCCCCUCGGGGCCUGAAGGUUGCUGACUUCAGGCAACAGCAUCCCAGGCUCCUUUGCUGGGAAGAACAUGCUGCAACAAUAUCUUCUUCCUCUUUCUGACAGCGGUGGUUUCUUCCUUCUUGCACUGCAUUUCACUGAGGGCUAUUUCAUGUGUUUCCCAGCACCUUGGUCUACAAUUCCAUGAUAAAAGUUACAAAAAAUGGGCACUCUCCAACACAUCAGAUAUUUUUCUCUUGAUACUCCUAAAAAAAAAAAGGUUUUCCACACUCUGAAGCUUAUCCAUUCUUUAACAAUCAGUAACUGGCCCUGCAGCCUUCAGCACCAUCCCAUGACUCUAUUCCUCAACAAUGCAUUAUUUGCCCCCACUUUCACUGCUCUGCUAUCAUCCCUAUUUAUGUAAAUACAGCAUUAAGCCACAUUUAUAAAUAGUUCAUUCUGCAUAGAAUAAUGGCUUGUUACUAUUAUCUAUGUGUAAUCAUUUGGCAUAACCAUCAUUUUUAAGAAGCAAAAAUAAAAAGACAUUAGAAAAUUACUGUUACAGCUAAACAAGCUAAAACAAGGCUUUGGGCAAGCCAGGAAGUCAGCCAGAGCCAGAAGAAUCCUCUGGCCUUGUGGCAUUGAUGUGAAGCCUGAGGCCUGUUACCAGCCAUGGCUGUAUUGUAUUUACUGGGCUGCAGGGUUACACCUCAAAUCCCAUGGGAAGAGGAACUCUGGGCAAGGUAGGACUGAUCCUGCUGAGAAGGAAACCUGCUCUAACUUGUGCACGUGGGUUCAGGGUAAAAACACUGUAACCCAAACCAUGGCCUGGCCUGUUCUAGCAGAGGAAUUCACAGAGAAGGGGGAAGGCAGAGGUGAAGGACUAGGAUUGCCCAGUGGGGAAUUUGUAAUGGCUCUAGUUAUUUAACCAGGGUUCCAGUACCUCGGCCACAUCCCAUUUCUUAUCUCCAUGGGGCUGCAGCAGCAGGUCCUUUAAUACAGCACAAAGCUGCCCAGAACAGCAGCCCCACAGAGCAGAGGCUCUUUGUGGAGUUCCUCACAGCUCUAACAAACGCUAUUCAAGGCUCUAACAAAUGCUUUGAGCUCCCCCCUGGCCUCCAGAGGAAGGUAUGAUCCAACACCACAGUCAUUCAAAGUAGGGUUCAGUGACUAUUUUGCUCCUACUGUAAUCAGCCCUGAGAGCUAAUGCUUCAGUGCAGUAGCUCAUAGUCUAAGUCUGUCACCCUGAGCCAAACAGCACCCAGCAGCAGUCAGGAAAUGACCUGCCUUCUCCUGGGCACUGCAGAAGUACCACUCAGCUGAGGAGAUCACUGAGAUACCAAACCUUCACCCAUUUCCAGUGUUGAAAAGACUACAGCGAUGAAAGUGCAGACUGCAGUUCUUAAGUUUCUUCUUUUUUUUUUUUCUAAAUCUUCAGCCACGACAAAACUAAAGGUAACAAUUCUGUUGAGUGCAAGAGCUCCUCCAGCAGUGUCCUUUCUGUACCUUUUUGCUGAUGUAGUCCAAGUAGCACAAUUACCUUUUAUAUAAAAUGGUCAUUUUUGA
This is a messenger RNA of Pipra filicauda (Wire-tailed manakin), 4909 nucleotides long. It is a transcript of the gene POMT1, whose product is annotated as protein O-mannosyltransferase 1. Gene Ontology annotation, cellular component: endoplasmic reticulum; membrane. Gene Ontology annotation, biological process: protein O-linked glycosylation via mannose. The record is from RefSeq and is a predicted model, not a curated record. The coding region runs from base 970 to 3147 and encodes 725 amino acids. NCBI's taxonomy places the organism in Eukaryota, Metazoa, Chordata, Aves, Passeriformes, Pipridae. Gene Ontology annotation, molecular function: dolichyl-phosphate-mannose-protein mannosyltransferase activity. The transcript has 20 exons.